UGAAACAGUGAGCAAGUGUGAGAAAGCAGCUGGGUGGGACAGGGCGUACCCGGUGCAACCUGAGCCUGGGUUUGUUUACCAGCUCCAACCAGGGGAGGGAAGUAUCACCCUGUAGGGACAGCAGCUAAAGCCCAAACAGAGCCCAUCCCAGCCCCGCGGCUCCUCCCUUCGCACAACAGGUCUGUGCAGAGCCCAGUGAGUCACUGCAGACACAAGGUGCGGCUCCUGGACUUCUUGUAGUCAGUUUAGUCUGGGAGAAGUGCACAAUCCCGAGCCUAGCACUGAGUGCGGACACUGCUCUGAAAGGAAACCACAUAGACCUGCGUCAUGUUUAAGUGCGGCAUUGCCUACCCCAGGUGCAAAUGGAUCCUGCCAUUACUACUGCUCUGCGCCCUGAUCUUCGACAUCAUAGCCCUGGCAGGCAACGGAUGGGUGGAGACGGACAGCGGCCGGAUUUAUGCCUCUUUGUGGCAGAAUUGUGAAUCCGCGGGGGGUAACAGCUAUUCGUGCAAAUCUCUAAUGGACUAUGGUAAGAACAAUGGGGCAGGGUGUGUGCGGUACGUCCACUUUAUUGCUGGCAACUAUGUAUCUUCAUAGAACUCCGUGGAAUUCUACGCGUUCUGUGAUACCUUUUAAACCCUCACUCAUCUGUGUAAUGCGAAGCCAGGGUGGGGGGAAGUCCACACUUGGUAAAAGGAAUUUCGCGUUUAGACAUUUCUAGAUUGAAUAUUUAGAUUGUAAGCUCUGGUGGCUAGGUUUACUUCCCAUGCUGAGUUUUCAUGGCUGCCAGUGUCCCUGUCAUUUUAUAAGUUUAAUAUUAACAUUAGUCCUUUACUAAUUGUGUACGAUGAGGAGUGUGUGUGUGUGUGUGUAAUAAAUAAAUAAAUAUAUAUAUAUAUAUAUAUAUAUAUAUAUAUAUAUAUAUAUAUAUAUAUAUAAUUACACUUUUUUUUUUUCUUUUCUUAGUUGUGGUAUGAUGAGGAUUACUCCAAUGUUGGUGUGAUAAAGAAAUGAUCAGAGUGCAGUGAUAUGCAUUUAGCUUGAUGCUGAUGUAAAUAGGAUGGGCUCUAGAUUGCAGUCUGUAAUUCUGAUUUUGGGAAUUGUCCAGGUUAUGAAUUUGGGAUGUAGCCAGCUGAAGAGGCUGGCUAUUUUGAUAUGAAAGUAAAACUGCAAACAAAUGUUAGCAGAGUUUAGCUAGAUUAUAUACACACAUUUGGUAAUUAUUUAUAAUGAAAUUCUCUGGGGUUAUUUAUUUAAAGUGAACUUUAAAUUUUGAGGUAAAAAUAGCCAAACUGGAAAAAAAAUCAGAAGUCCAGUAUACUGUAGUUAGAUUCAUGGCCUUAAAUUUAAAAUUCACUUUUAAGUCUCACUUUAGUAGUGUCAGGAUGUUUAAAGUGCAUUCACCUUAAUUCUGUCAUGCAGUGGUACAUAGGUUUCUGGGAACUUUAUAUAGUCAUUGCAUGCCCUUCUUUUUUUUUUUUUUUGCCAUGCCUAGGUGAAUUGUAAAAACCGGAUUUAUAUUUUUUCCCCUUUUCUUUACUGAUAGUUUCUAAGUAUAGGUCAAAGAUCGGUUUAACAUUGGGCAAGGCAGGAGAACUUAGACAAACAUUAACUUGUGCUUCCUGCAACAUGUGGGAAGUGUAUUCAAACAACUUUCACAGACAGGCCUUGAUACAUUAAAACAGAAUGGCUGUCUUGUACCUAAUUUCAGAAUAGCAGUGUUGGUACUUGGCACUAAAUUAUCAACUGGCUAGCCUGCUUGUGGAGGAAUGCAUAGCAUCAUUAUUUUAAUUUAUAAUCUGUCCAAAUAUGCUUAAGUGCUCCACAGGUGUGCUAAUUUCAAAAGUUCUAUGCAAAAGAGAAUGGAUUAAUUCCAGAUCAGUGAUUUGAGCUGAUAUGAACAAAUGUUACUUUUAUUAAAAAAUAUAUUUUUAAGUACACUUAAAGCAAACUAACAAAUUGCAUAUCUAUAAUUAAUAUUUUUUUUAUUUUUAUAGGAGAUGUAAUUUUAUAGCAAGAUUGCUGGCACAUUCAUUUAAUUAAUUUGUUUCCCUAAAUAUUUUAUUUAUAGCUCACUAGCCUAGUGAAUUUCUCUAAAUACUGUAGUUCACUAACCGGUGAAAUUUGUUGAUGCUUUGGAAUUGCCAGUCAUAAUAAUGGCAUUAAUGUAUCAGUGAAGAUUACAAAUACAGAAUCAAGCGGCUGCAAAGCUUGUAGUCGUACCAUCUCCACAUGGUGUAGUGGCAGCACACAUUUUAUAUUGCACACCAGGAAUUGUGGGAUGCUGCAUGUUUUAUUAGGGACAGAGGAUUUGUAUAUCUAUUCCUUGUAACAAUGUGCUGCAGGAGAUGAAAGUGAGAUGUGUGUUUGUCUAUCUCUUCCUCCAGGUUUUUUCCAGUUAUUUGACUGCCUGCUGUGAUCUAAUGAACAGAUAAUUUUUUUCAUUGUGUACAAAAAAAUAAAAGUAAAUCACAAGAGGUCCAACACAUGUUGUGUUUUUUUUUUUUUAAUUAUAGUGAUGGCCAGAAAGUACUUUCAGAGUAAUUCUACAACUACCUCUCCCAUGUAGUUUUGCACAGCAUCCUUGUCUUUUCAUGGACAGCCUACUUUAUGUGACAUGGGAGACAAUUGGGGCACAUUGCCGAAAUUCUUUCAAAGAACUGGCUGGACAGUCACAUUUGGUCUGUACACUGUGUAGCUACAGGGUCUUGUAUAUUUUCUUGGCAAAUUUGAAGUAUAUUUGCAUAGGAUGUAUACAAAUGGGUGUUUUUUGUUUGUUUGUUUUUCUACCUAUUUUUAGACAACCUCAAAAUAUUUCAUAUUGAGCUGUGUAAUUUAUUGCAUAUGUUUCCAAGGAACUAAGUCAAUUAGUUCUGAUGUAUUGUCCACUCCCUCACAUAGUUUCUGGCCUGUUACAUUUUUAGCAUUCCUGAAAGAUAAUCAUUCUUCUGAGAUCCAGUGUCUUGUGCGAAAUGUGUUUAGUAAGCAAACAAGCCCUGUGCAACCGGAGAUAUAUAUAUAUAUUUUGGUUAAACCCCAAAUCCUUCAGGAGGAGAUAUUUGUCUCUUUAUUGAGAUGCAUGCUUUUGAUAUGUACUUUUGUGUUUCAUGUGAAGGAGUUUUUAAUCAUUAAACUUGUGAAAAUAGGCAAGGCGAGAACAUGUUUAAGGCCAAAAUAUCCAAAUUGUAAAUACGCAGAUCUCAUUUUUUUUUUUUUAUCACCACUAAAUUUGUAAUUUCCUUUACAUUUUUUUUAUCACAAUAGUUUUAGUGAAUGAUUACUAAUUUAAAGAUAGAUGUAACCUUCUUUUUCUUUCCACUUCUUUCUCAAAUGAAUAGCCCUCCCCUUUAAAUAUAAUUAUCUGCCGAACGACUGUUUUAAUUAUGGUAUCAAUAAAGCAGAAAAGGAGCCAUUAACAGACUUGCUAAAUAGCAGAAAUACUUGGUUUUGCUAACACCAACAUAAUAUCCAAAUAACAAAAAGGUCCAGUACAUCGGUACCUUUGACCCACACUCUAAUAUAUUGGGAAACAGCACACAAAAGAGCCAAAUAUUUCAACCCCUCCUUUUUUUAUUUUUUUAUUAUAUUAGUUGAAAUAUACCCCUGCCUGGGUCAAAAUGUUGCCUCUUUUGUGUUCUGUUGCCCAAUAAUUUGAAAUGCUGACCACUGGAAAAGUACUGGACCUUUUUGUUUUAAUUAUUUCAUGAAAUUAAAGGAACACUAUAGUCUCCUAAAUUACUUUAGCUAAAUAAAGCAGUUUUAGUGUAUAGAUCAUUCCCCUGCAAUUUCACUGCUCAAUUCACUGUCAUUUAGGAGUUAAAUCACUUUGUUUCUGUUUAUGCAGCCCUAGCCACACCUCCCCUGGCUAUGAUUGACAGAGCCUGCAUGAAAAAAAAACUGGUUUCACUUUCAAACAGAUGUAAUUUACCUUAAAUAAUUGUAUCUCAAUCUCUUAAUUGAACUUUAAUCACAUACAGGAGGCUCUUGCAGGGUCUAGCAAGCUAUUAACAUAGCAGGGGAUAAGAAAAUCUUAAUUAAACAGAACUUGCAAUAAAGAAAGCCUAAAUAGGACUCUCUUUACAGGAAGUGUUUAUGGAAGGCUGUGCAAGUCACAUGCAGGGAGGUGUGACUAGGAUUCAUAAACAAAGGGAUUUAACUCCUAAAUGGCAGAGGAUUGAGCAGUGAGGCUGCAGGGGCAUGUUCUAUACACCAAAACUGCUUCAUUAAGCUAAAGUUGUUCAGGUGACUACAGUGUCCCUUUAAAUGUAUGUGAAUUUUUUUUUUUUUUUGCACAUGUAGUCCUAAAUACAUUAUGUUCACUUAAAAAGUCCCACUUGGGCAAAAAAACUUGAGAAAUCAUAUGCAAAUUAGCACAGACAAGUGUUUGUUGUGUUUCAGACCUCAUACUAUAGUUAUGCAGGUUGUUUUUAUUUAUUUAUUUAUUCAUGUUAUAACAAAAAUCAACAUAGCUUCUUUAUACAAAAGGACAUAAUACUAUUACAUAACAUUAAAUAUCUAGAACAUCCACAUGUAUUAUAGUAUUCAAUAAGAUAAAUAAAUAUCGACUAUGUAUGAAUAAUAUCUUUCAGCCAUACUUUAUAUGUAGUUUAAUGAUCAUAUAUUGUUGCGAGACUAAUAUAAAGUUCUUCCACAUGUAGGUGUCCCAUUUGAGUACAGGAACAAUAUUCCAACGCUUCUUCAGCCAUAUAGUUAUUAUAAUUCCAUACAUAAUCACUAUUCCAAUAAAACAAACUAAAAAAGUUAAUUAACAAAAGACCCCCCCAAAAAAAAAAAAAACUCAACACAGGAGCACAAAUAACACAAUCUUUGUUAACUUACAGUGUAUCUGUUUGUCCAGGGUAACCAUGAUUUGACCGAGUUCCUGUUACCGAAAAAGGGAUUAGAUUCCAUCCUAUAUUGAUAUUCUAUUUGUUCCAUAAUACUAUGCCAAGAUAAAGGGAUGGUGAGAGUGGUAGGGGUAUUGGUAAUAUCCCAAUAGGCCAUGAUAAAUAGAGUAGUGUGUUUUAAAAAAAAUAAAAAAAAAAAAAUAAAAAAAAGGUUGAAAACAGUUUGCUUCUUGACCAGCUUAAUUUACACACAUUUCUUCCUUCUUCAACUCACCCAUUAUGCUCCAGACACCAUUUCAGAUCGUGGAUUCUACUAAUACAGCAGAGGUCUCCACCAUGGGAUCUGUUUGGACUCUGGAAUCCCCAGAUUUACUAGGUUAUUGCUGACAGGCCACUCAUUGGAUGCCUUUAUCGCAAAGGUUAUUUACUAAAGUGAACUUUACCAGUUCAGCUACUCUUGCCUUAAAUUUGAAAUCCAGUUUGAAUUUUCACUUUAGUGAAUAAGCCUGUUAAUUUUACCUAGUUUUUUAUUUUUUAAAUAUAUAAAAUAAUGGUUAAAGGGUUACUCGAAUAAUUUUUAAAUGCAUUGUUUUGUGUAUUGCUAUUUAGUUCCCACCAAUUAAGAUGUAAAAAAAAUAAAAAAUUAAACUUGUCUGGAAUUCAGCACAGACAAAGCUCCCCGCACUGGACAGCACAACUGUCAUCAUCACAGCUGCCCACUCAUGAUCCAAAUAAGUGCUUCUAACUGCAUCUGAUUGAACCAUUCUACAUGUGCAUAGUGCAUGUGCAUGUUCUGAGCCAGGAUAAAAAGGGGAAAAGAAAACAAAUCAAUUGCUAUGCUCAUGGCUUCCCUCUGCAGGCAGCACUGCAAGGGGAGAAGCUAAUUACAUCCAAUGUCAUAAGAGACGUCUUUAAAGGGAUACUACAGGCACCCUGACCACUUCAUGUCAUUGAAGUGGUCUGUGUGCAAGGUCCCUGUCCCCCUUAGCCCUGCAGAGAAACUAAUACUGUCUCUAGUGGCUGUCUGCUAGGCAGCCACUGGAGGCGCUUCCUGCUAUUUCACACUUUGUCACUUUUCUUAAAAUUCCCAUAAGAAAGCAUUGUAUUAAUGCUUUACUAUAUUAAAGGCCUAAUCUGCUCGUUGCACAUGUGCAUUAGGUUUCUCCGUGAAUCUAACGUGGUGAGAGACGAAGCGUUGAGUGUGUGGAUAGAUUACUACUAGAUGGUACAAGUUUCUAUUACUCCUGCUGGUUUAUUUGAUACAAGAUUUCCACAGAGGACUGUAGUGCACUUUCCUUUCCUUAUAAGGGUUACUCAGGUACGCUGGUGUGGUGUACUGCCUACAUGUUUAUAUUGUUGCUUAGACUUAAAAUCAAUUUUUGUUUCAUAUUGGUAUAACAUUAACCUAUGACUUACCUGUGUAGACUUUUUUUUUUGUUCAUGUCUAUGAAGUAUUGCUCAGCAUGUUAAAAACAAUUGCUUAUAAGACAAGUUGCUACAUAAAAGAUGGUGUUCAUUUCUUUGUAUUAUUUUACACUUUUUAACAAAUAGCCAUUCUUGUUCACGUGAUUUUAAACUUUUGUAGCAUUCUUUACUGACUGCUGUGUGAAUGUACAUGUAUUCUUCUCAGAAAAUGUAUCUAAUCCAGAAGCUCUCAAUUCUCCACUUAUCGCUGCAUUUAUAUUUAAUCGCUCAUAUUACAAUGCAGCACAGGUUUCUGCAUGCCAGGGAUGGAAUUAAAGACGCCAGAACCGCACCUAGCCCUAUAGUCAAAGCAGUAUUUCGAAACCUCUCCACCCAUUAUUUUAGGAACAAGUCAUGUGUCAAUGAUGGCAUUAGAUUAAUAUAUGAAACACUUGGCCAAACAAAGCCUUCAUCAGCAAAAUAAAUAAUGCAAUGGGACUAUUAUUAUUUGGACAAAGCUAGACGCUAUAAAUGAGUCAGUAUAUUUAUGGAACACACCUGAGGAAGAGACCAAAUUGGCCUUAAAAACUUGAGCUCUACAGCUUUGUGGUUAUUCUAACUAAAAGGUAUUAUGCUUGCACUGUCUGAUCUCACUAACGAGCAGGACAACAUGCAUAGCUAAAUGCCUACUUCAAUAAUUAAAGAGCUACUCUAACUUGGAAAAAAUAAGAAACAAAAUCUACCAGCAAGUGUGUCUUGAUUUAGAAAGUUAUUGAAGUUAGUGUCAAGGUUGAAACUUAACUUUUAAUAUCAUUUGAGAAUAAAAUUUGAAUAAAACAAAGUAUUCAGUCCUUCUUGUAUUCAAUGAUAGGUAAUGAAUAACUGUAAAUUAUCGGUGAACAAGUAGGUAUACUAUUAUUUAGACACUGAUAAAAAUAAGUUAGAGUUAAGGCAAAGAAAGAGGGAGGAAGGAGGUGCUGUUUAACUAGUUCCUAUAUCAGUAAGAGUCUAAUGUGCCUUCGUGGGCAUCCCUUAAAGGACCACUAUAGUGCCAGGAAAACAUACUCGUUUUCCUGGCACUAUAGUGCCCUGAGGGUGCCCCCACCCUCAGGGUCCCCCUCCCGCCCGGCUCUGGAAGGGGAAAGGGGUUAAAACUUACCUUUUUCCAGCGCUGGGCGGAGAGCUCUCCUCCCCGUCGGCUGAAUGCGCACGCGCGGCAAGAGCUGCGCGCGCAUUCAGCCGGUCGCAUAGGAAAGCAUUCAUAAUGCUUUCCUAUGGACGCUGGCGUGCUCUCACUGUGAAAAUCACAGUGAGAAGCACGCAAGCGCCUCUAGUGGCUGUCAAUGAGACAGCCACUAGAGGAAAUAGGGGGAAGGCUUAACCCAUUCAUAAACAUAGCAGUUUCUCUGAAACUGCUAUGUUUAUAAAAAAAAAUGGGUUAACCCUAGCUGGACCAGGCACCCAGACCACUUCAUUAAGCUGAAGUGGUCUGGGUGCCUAGAGUGGUCCUUUAAAAAAGCCUGCUCUGGCACCAAGCCACCCGCUACUGUUGCAAGUAAAGAAAUCAGAGUAACGAAAUGUAACAAGAGCUUAACAUCCAAUCAAAGGAUGCCUAUUCAUUGAAUGAAAGUUCUGACGUUGUAAGAUUUGCGGCAGUGAUUCUUCAUACCUAAGGUAUGCCUAAUAGGCGUCCUGAGCGAAGAAAUGAGCACCAUCUUCUAUGUAGCAACUUGCCCUUAAAGCAAAUGUUUUUAACAUGCUGAGCAAUACUUCAUAGACCUGAACAAAGAAAAGUCUACACAGGUAAGUCAUAGGUUAAUGUCAUACCAAUAUGUAACAAAUAUAUUUUAAGCUUCAAGUCUGAGUGGUAAUGCUUUUGUCUUCUGCAACCAAAUACAUUCUGGUACACAGCUUUCCAGCCAUUGCUUGUUAUUAUGGAUUGCAUGACUUGCUAUUGUGUCUUUCAUAACAUAAGUGUCUCCAUAACACUUCAAUACUGUGUAUGUAGCAAACUUCAGUAAUGCACACACCUGCUAAUGAAUGUUUAGCCUUUCCUAACCUCUCCAUGACUUUUUUUUUCAAAUUCUAUUAACAAAAUAAGGAUGAUUCUGAUGUUUGUUUAUUGUAUAUUCCUUCUUGUUGAGAGACACUCUGCUAUUCACAUUUUUCAUAUCAUCUCCACUCCUCUGCCUGUUGACCUCAUGAUCUGAAUUCCUCAAUGAAGGGAAGACUUAAAGAACCACUAUAGGCACCCAGACCUCUUCAGAUCAAUGAAAUGAUCUGGGUGCCAGGUCCCCCUAGUUUUACCCCUGCAGCUGAAAACAUAGCAGUUUCAGAGAAACUGCUAUAUGUACACUGAGGGUUAAUACAGCCACUAGAGGCUGCCUCACUGACCGCCACUAGAGGCUGCUUCUGCGAUUCUCACUAUGAAAAUCAGUUAGAAGACGCUGAUGUCCAUAGGAAAGCAUUAAGUAAUACUUUCCUAUUGGUGGUUUGAAUGCGUCUGCAGCUCUUGCCGUGCAUGCACAUUCGGCGCUAACGUCGGCAGGAGGAGAGGUCACCGGCGCUGAGGGAGCCAGGCGCUUGAGAAAAUUUAAGUGGCUUUAACCCCUUCAGCCCAGAGGGAGGGGGGGCCAUGAGGGUGGGGGAGACCUAAUAACCCUAUAGUGCCAAACUAGUUUGUUUUCCUGGCACUAUAGUGGUCCUUUAAAUAUUGACUACAAAUCACUUUACUAGUGGAAGUGUGCUUAUCUGCAACACAUCCUAGAUAAUACCACUGCUAAGUUGUUUGCCAUUACAAUGUAAUAUUUUUCACACAUUUGUGUGCUCUAAUAAAUAUUUCACUAAGGUGUCAAUUACAGCCUUUCAUUAAUGGGCUAGUAUAGUUUAACACUAUAGCCAUUGUAUUUAUAAGGUGUUAUUUCAUUUUUUUUUUUUUCCAAUAGUACUAUUUUCCUUUUAAGUCCUGGUUGGACUUUCUUUUUAUUAAAAGUUAAGUCUUAUAUGUGUGGUUUUUUACCCUUAUAGUAUUCCAUCUUCAGUACCCAAGUGUUGCAUUUUGUUCUUGUUUAAUUGUUAUCCACAGGGAUUAUCCCCCACCUGGGAGGUUUGCACAGGCUCCAGUUCUCCCCUUCCUGUCUCUCUUCUUUUCUUUCAAGUGUAAAAUCUUCACUUGGGCAGUUGCGGGCUUUAACCCGGUUAUAGGUUUGUUCCACUCUAAUUUAAGAGUUUCUCUUCAAGUGCCCCUUUACAUAUUAUAUAUUAUUUUUAAAGCACAGGGCUUUCAUUUAACAUUCUAUAGGUAUACCUAACACAACAUAACGUGUGAGUAAAAUGGGGAGUAGGGAGGGGGAAAACAUUUCACAUUUUUGUUCAUCCUUUUUACACAUCCAGUGCAAUUCAUUUUCAUGGACUCAAGAUACUGGCUAUCGGGCAUACCGGGCAAAUGCCCGGUGGGCAGUGAUGACCAUGGGCCGAAGCCGACCAGGGCCAAGAUAUCCCUUGCCGGCCCAUACAGAGCCCGCGCUAUCAGAGCGCCAGCCCUGCUGUGUGCCUUCAUGGGCCUGUGGGGAGAUCAAAGAUCUCCCUCAUUGGCCCACAGGCACUUUACAGGACAGCAGGCGCGGGAGGAAGGGAGAGCGCGGAGGACCCGGGAGCUAUUGGCUCACAGCUCCGCCAUGUUCCUCUCGCAAGGUUGAAGCAUUGGCAUGGCAAUGCUCUGAUCUCGUGAGGGUGAACUCCAGGAGCUGUGAACCCACUCACCACUAUGGCCACAAUGGAUUUCCCACCCCAGACCACCACGGCUGGCAGCAAAGUUCCCCCCCUCCCCCAGGCAAAGGUAAGGAGGGAUGGAGGCUAUAAGCUAGAUUUAAAAAAAAAAAAAAAAAAUACACUUUUUUUCACUCUCUACAGCACCUAGCCACACACAUUACAACACAACUAAAACAGACCUAUUUACACAAAACACCACAAUUAGCUCACUCUACACACACACACACACACACAAUCCCACAAGUAGGCUCAAAACACCUGCACAAUGCCCUUUUGUUCUAUGGUAUCCUGCUUCUGGAGACACCAGAGACAAGUCACAAACACACACAGCGCAAGCAUGUUAAUACAUUUACUUGCGCUGCUCAGAACAAAUACAGGGCCUUUUUCUCAAGUGAGAGCUCUUCACCAUGGCUCUGCACAUGGGAUGCCCUGGAAGAGCAUUAAACCAACAUGCCCACUUUGAGAGGGGGCAUGCUUGUCAUUGGUAAUGACAAAACACACCCCUCUCUGGCCUCGCCCCCUUCUCAGUGGGCCGCUGGAUUUUAUUCCCCAGUCCGGCCGUCUGUGUAUGUGUGUGUGUAUGAUUUGUAUAUCUAUAUACUGUAUGUAUAACUACAAUAAUAAAUAAUUAUAUCAUUACAUAUAUAAUUUAUUUUAUAUUUUUCAAUUUCAUUCUAACUCUAUUUUGAUAUUGGGGUGUGUGUGUGUGAGAUAACACAAAAUACACUUAGCAUGACAUUCUAUUAAUACAAAUAUUUGCAACUAUAUAUAAUUACAUAUAUAUGGGAGAAAAAAGUGAGAAAUUGGCGCUUAUCGUAUUAUAAAGUCGUAUUAUAAAGUACUGCUGCGAGAAACCACCGUGAAAUCAACCACAAUUAUAAGUGUUCAAAACAGUAAAUUGUAUUACAACUAUGUCAGUGAAACUGAUGUUUUUUUGCAUUUUUCAUACACAAAUGGCACUUUCACUGACCAUUCUGAAAAAGAAAACGUGCUAUAUUUGACCCUGUAACUCUCCAAAACACCAUAACACCUGUUUAUGGGGGUACAGUUGUUCUUGUAAGACAUCGCUGAAUACAAAUGUGAAUGUCGUUCACAGCUAAAAAAAAGAAAAAGAAAAAAAAAAAAGGCACGCAAAACAAAAAAUUUAAAAAAAUCUUAAUCUCACACUUUUUUAGAUUUUAUUCAUAAUAAAUUAUAUAUAUGAAGUUAAUGUGAAAUGAAAUUGCUUUUUUCCCUGAACAAAUUGAUAAUUUAUAAGCAGUGUGGGUGCAUUUAAAGGGACAAUUCAGGCACCCAGACCACUUAUGCCCAUUGGAGUGGUCUGGGUGCCAACUCCCACUACCCUUAACCCUGAAGUGUAAUUAUUGCCGUUUUCAUAAACUGCAAUAAUUACAUUGCAGGAUUACCUCCUCCUCUAGUGGCUGUCUGCUAGAAAGCCACUAGAGGGCAUUUCUGGGAUUCUAGCACAGGUUUUCUGUGCUAUAGCAUCGCUGGACGUCCUCACGCGCAUUAGGUCUCCCCCGCCGGCAGGCGUGAUCGGUUUCCCCCGCUGGAUGACGUGAUGGAGCAUGGGCGGACCCAGAAGCAGCGCCGAGGGACAUCGGUUCUGACCCCUUCAGCAGCCGGGGAUGGGAGGUGGGAGGGAGAGGGGACCUGCAGUGCCAGGAAAAUGAUUUGUCUUCCUGGCACUGGAGUGUCCCUUUAAUAUGAAAGAGGUGAAUUACGGUUUAACAGACAUAGUCAAAUUCCAGGUUUUGUUUGUUUUGAUCAGAACGUGUAUAAUUGACUAUGUCCUUAGGGGGUUAAACAGGCAAUGAAAUUAAUCAUAUCUCUUGAAUGGAUCUAGUUUAGCCAUUUCCUUUGUUUACAAAGUAGUUGAAAGAAAAUCCUGUAAUCUUUAAGUGUCUCUAUAUAGUAUUCUUAGCCCUCUCUAUUACAUCUUUAAAGAUGAACUGCUACUUAUCUGGAAGUGGAAGUUCUAUGUUUUGUUCCCCAGUAAAUGUUAAUGCAGCGUUUACAUGGGUGAAUUUGCAGCGGAGUGGUAUGUACUAAAACAAGCUUACCUCGGCUGCAUUUCUGCAAAAUUAUUGUCCAAUGAUACCUUUUGAUGCUCUCAUGCACACCUGCUCUGGUAUCUACCCUUAAAUGCAAUGCAGGCAUGUACACUUAUGCAUAGUGAAUGUAUGUCUGUAUAAUUUUAUUUUAUUUAAAAUAUAAAACAUAUUUUUUCAAACUUAUUUUUAGUCUGGGUUUAGAUAUGAAUUGUGUUGAAUACUGUAGUCACUUUUUAUUCUUUAAUUGCAUUCUUUAAUCGUUAUUGGUGGAGUCUGUCUAAACUUUUAAUUUACUGUAAACUUGUUAGCUGUUAUACGCAAUUACAUGGCUCUAGACUAUGUGUGUUGGGGUUGGGGGGCAGCUUUGUCUAAACGGAAAAUGUUAGGCGUGAAUCCAAAUGAUCUCUCUUUAACAUAAAUGUAGCACCCGUUUUAGAUUUUUUUGUUUGUUUUGUUUAUGCAAACGUUUGUAAUAAUGAAAGUGAAAGUAGUGUUAAACAUUUAAAAAAAAAAUACAAAUAAAAUCUGCUUUCUUUAAGUAUGUUGAGCAGUUUUAAACCUUUUUUCUUUUAAUUUUUUUUUAUUUUUAUUUUUUAUUUCAUAAACAAAUUGUUUUUAUUUCCUGGAGACCAAUCUUAAUAUUUAGCGCUCUUCCCUUACAGCAUGGGGCAAGGCAACAGCUGCACUUCUGAUCAUCGGUUUUAUCAUCCUGAUAAUUUGCUUCCUCCUCUCCUUUGUUGCACUGUGUUCACCACGAAUUUCUUUGCUGAGGGUAAUUGGAGGUCUUCUCAUUCUGGCUGGUAAGUCUAAACAUGAUUAUCUAAAUAUGCAGAAUUUAAAGAGGCAUAUAAUCCAUUACUGUUAAUCUUAUUGUGUCAAUAAUCUUGUGUUGACCUAUUGCAAAUGAUGAUAAAAAUGCCCUAAUGCAACUGUACUAAAAUUAGACAGGCUUUGAGAAAUAUUAGGCUGACGGGUGUACAUUGGUAGUUUGUUUUUUUUAUGGUGAUGGAGUUACUGUCCUACAUUUUAACCACAUUGUAUAUGGCAACCUAAAACCCCAGCUCUCAGACCAUAUGCAGAGAGAUCUUAGAAAAUGUAACAAUAACCUUCUUCCAUAUUCCCUACAAGUACAUACUGCCACACCAUUGAAGUAAUUGAUCAAGUGAUAAAGUUAUGUAUAGGAGGUAUCGUAAUGUCAGUUGGGCAUUUACAUACUCUGAAACACUGGUGUCUGACUCAUUUCUAUGUUGUUAGAAACACAAUGACCUUUGAAUUUCAAACUUUGAAUAUAUUUUUUUUCUUUAUAUAUUAAGUAGUCAUUGAUUUUAGUGACUUAUUUUUUUUUUGUCAUUGAAAAUCAGAAGGUUUACGAUGUUACUUGGGCUUAACCGUUAAAUUAGAAACUUUGUUCUAACAUCUGCACAAAGCCCAAUAAUUGCAACUGGAACUAAAUUCUAAGAGGAUCAAUGGCUGGUUUGUAAUGACGCUGGUUUGUAAUUUGUUUUGCGAGGAUGCUAUUAUUUAAUUAAUUUACCACUUGUAUAUGUCUUCAGUUAUUUUGCAGGUGAUUGCACUGGUUAUCUACCCUUCCAUGUACACAAAUGAUGUGGCCACUAACUUUGAAAACUAUCUCUACAGCUGGACCUAUGGCUUUGGAUGGGGAAGUACAAUUAUUAUGUUUGGUUGUGCAAUAUUCUUCUGCUGUCUGCCCAACUAUGAAGAUGAAUUGCUGGGCAAUGUGAAGACCAAAUAUUUCUACACAUCAUCUUAAAUCUAAGGACACUAUUUAGACUUCUAGACAAGGAGCAAGAGACUAAACGUUUAUUUUUCCUUUUUUUUGUUGUUGUUGUAAUAAAACAUACAACGUUGCCAUUCUACUGAGCUGCUUUUCUGCCCUUAAUUUAGCCACAGGGUGUCUUUGCUAUGCUUUUCAUCCUAACACAAUGUUUUCUUUGCAACAUGUCUUACAUUUUAACAAAUCCAUUUUCUUUAACUGGUAUUUUUAUAGAUUUCAUAAAAGAAAAUAAUUGGCUGGAAACCUAAUAGACUGGUCUUGGCAUGUAUCUAUAGUAUAAUGCAGAAAUAUAAAGUCACUAAUGUGUACAUUAUACAUUAAAGCUGUAGUAUUAACAAACAGAAAGACUGUUAAUAUGUACAUUGCUAUUUUAAAGCUAUAGUAAAUGUAUUUUGGACUCAGAUUUGAUGCCCUGUUUAUUUGUAAAUUUAAAGUAUUUUGUAGUAAUGCUUGCCAAGACAUUGUUACUGUUAUUUUAGGUGCAUAUUAUGUCCACAGUUUUUAAAUGUAUUGUGAUAUACAUAUAUAUUUUUUGUUUAUUAUAAGUAUGACUCUGUAAAAUAUAUACAUUUUUACUUUUUUGGGGUUUUUUUGUUAAACCCAGACAAAAUAAUAUUAAAUUGUAUUCAUGAAGAGUUGUUAACCAGACUCCAAUUUCUUUUUCUUGCAAUUUAAUCUGCAGGCAAACCUGAGGCUAAAAUAGCUAGAUUGUAACUAUGGCUUUUUGUAGAUCUGCUAUUUUUGCCUCAGUUUUUUUCCAUUGUGAUAUAAUUUGCAAAUAUUCUGAGUUUAGUGAAUAGCCCUAACAAUAAUUGUAAAACAAUUUGUUUGUUUUUUUUUUUUGCUUUUUAAUCUAUUAUUUUAAAGAGUAGAGCAUGUUUAAUUUACUUUAUGGCACAACAAAGUUUUCACUACAGGUUAGCUUUAAAACAAAAUAAAUGGAUAUUUUAAAAAUAAUCUAGUUGGUGUUUUUUUUUUGUCCC
Messenger RNA from Pelobates cultripes (western spadefoot toad), 14854 nucleotides. NCBI's taxonomy places the organism in Eukaryota, Metazoa, Chordata, Amphibia, Anura, Pelobatidae. The record is from the annotation of a GenBank genome assembly.